AGGGGGGCAAUUAGGCGGAAACCCUAGUGUUCUUUCUCACUCACUCACAAUAUCAUUUCAAGCUUCUCUGAGCUUUUUCCCCGGAUUCCAUUUCUCUCGAUUAGAGAGAUCUGUGAUUCGAUUGGCCGUGUUAUCAAUCGGUGUGCAAGGAAGGUUUUUCCGGCUGGCGGCGACGGCGGCAGUAAUUUGGAAUCAAAUAUAAAGAUGGCUUCCUCGUCCACUCCUACUCGGCUGAGCUGCGGCACGGCGACAAUGUCAACCGCCACGUGGCUGCGCACCGUCAUAGAUCCGCUUCCCUCGAAACCCUCGCCGGAGCUGGAGAAGUUUUUGUCGUCCUGCGACAGAGAUGUAACGGCGGAUGUGAUUCGGAGGGCUCAGAUUAUACUCGAGGCCAUAUUUCCGUCUCCGAGCGGUCCUGGUUCUAUUCCGGCGGAGGAGUGUGUGGCUGCUGGAGCUGGGGUUGAAGCUGGGAGUAGUGUGAGCCUUCAAAGUAGCAACUUAAUGGACAACAAAUGGGCGGAACAGCGUCGAUCGGAAGCUCUGAAGCUCUAUUAUAGGGUCCUGCAAGCGAUGUGUGUCGCCGAGUCCCAAAUUUUACGCGGGAACAAUUUAACUUCUCUGCUCACUAAUGAGAGGUUCCAUAGAUGUAUGCUUGCUUGUUCCGCGGAGCUAGUUCUAGCCACGCAUAAGACGACUGCAACUGUAUUGUUUCCGGCUGUUCUAGAGAGGACGGGAAUCAUGGCUUUUGACCUCAGUAAGGUCAUAGAAAGCUUCAUUAGACACGAAGAUAGCCUCCCUCAAGAGUUGAGACGGCAUUUGAAUUCUCUGGAGGAACGACUUUUGGAGAGCGUAGUGUGGGAAAAGGGGUCUUCUAUGUACAACUCCUUGAUAGUAGCUAGGCCAGCCCUUUCUGCAGAAAUUAACCGUCUUGGCUUGUUGGCUGACCCCAUGCCAUCACUGGAUGCAAUUGCAAACAUGUCUUCUGCAAUUUUACCUCCAGUGCCAUCUUUUCAUAAGCUGGAAACUAGCCCAGGUCAAAAUGGUGACAUGAGGUCACCCAAAAGACUAUGCACUGAGUACCGAAGUGUGUUGGUUGAGCGGAAUUCCUUCACAUCACCCGUGAAGGAUCGUCUUUUGGCUCUGAAUCCUUUGAAAGGAAAGCUCCCCUUACCUGCUCUGCAGUCUGCAUUUGCAAGCCCUACAAGGCCAAAUCCUGGUGGUGGAGGGGAAACAUGUGCAGAAACAGCUAUCAGUGUAUUCUUUGGCAAGAUUUCAAAGCUGGCUGCUGUCAGAAUUAGUGGCAUGGUUGAACGGCUCCAGCUUUCUCAGCAGAUCCGGGAGAAUGUGUAUCAUCUUUUCCAAAAAAUACUUAAUCAACAGACUGCUCUGUUAUUCAACCGUCAUAUUGACCAGAUUAUUCUUUGCUGUUUCUAUGGUAUUGGCAAGAUUUCCCAACUCAGCCUGACCUUCAAAGAAAUAAUAUGCAACUACCGAAAGCAACCACAUUGCAAGACACAUGUUUUUCAAAAUGUUUUUGUUGAUUUGACAUCAGCUCAACGCAAUGGCAAAGCUGGUAAUGAUCAUGUUGAUAUCAUCUCAUUUUACAAUGGAAUAUUUGUUCGUGCUGUAAAACCACUUCUGGUUGAGCUUGGACCCACUGGAACAUCUCAACAGAGUAGCAACAAUGCAGAAGCUAAGAAUAGUAGCACCGGUCAACCUCCUGCAUCACCCAAGACAUCCCCUUUUCCAAGUCUCCCCGAUAUGUCACCUAAGAAAGUAUCUGCUGCUCAUAAUGUUUACGUCUCCCCACUCCGAUCUUCUAAGAUGGAUGCUCUGAUAUCUCACAGUUCUAAAAGCUUCUAUGCUUGUGUUGGAGAAAGUACUCACGCAUACCAGAGCCCUUCAAAAGACCUAACCGCCAUCAACAACCAUUUAAACGGCCGAAAGCUUAGGCUCAACUUCGACGAUGUGGACGUGGGCUUAGUCAGUGACUCUCUUGUGGCCAACAGUCUUCACCUCCAAAAUGGAAGCUGUGGAUCUUCAUCAUCUGCAGCCGUCAAGUGUGAGCAGCCAGAUUCAUGAGGCUGCAUUACAUAUCCCCCUGUAAAUCCUUUCCUUUUCUUUUUUUAAUUUAUAUCCUUGUUAUGUUUUACUGUUUUAGGGAAUGGUAGUGUAAAGGCCAAGGGGUUAUUGUGAACUGGCUGCAAUUAUCCCUAGCGCCUUCAUCCAUCUUUUCCUGGUCUCAGUGUAGAUUUUUGUCUAUUAAUAAGAUUGAGUUACAGAA
Ipomoea triloba (trilobed morning glory) is the source of this 2284-nucleotide messenger RNA. Its product is annotated as retinoblastoma-related protein-like. The record is from RefSeq and is a predicted model, not a curated record. The transcript has 9 exons. Gene Ontology annotation, molecular function: RNA polymerase II transcription regulatory region sequence-specific DNA binding. Gene Ontology annotation, biological process: negative regulation of G1/S transition of mitotic cell cycle; cell differentiation; regulation of transcription by RNA polymerase II. Gene Ontology annotation, cellular component: transcription regulator complex; chromatin; nucleus. The coding region runs from base 205 to 2082 and encodes 625 amino acids. NCBI's taxonomy places the organism in Eukaryota, Viridiplantae, Streptophyta, Magnoliopsida, Solanales, Convolvulaceae.